Messenger RNA from Rhea pennata, 545 nucleotides. Its product is annotated as protein MRP-126-like. NCBI's taxonomy places the organism in Eukaryota, Metazoa, Chordata, Aves, Rheiformes, Rheidae. Gene Ontology annotation, cellular component: cytoplasm. Gene Ontology annotation, molecular function: calcium ion binding; calcium-dependent protein binding. The record is from RefSeq and is a predicted model, not a curated record. The coding region runs from base 37 to 396 and encodes 119 amino acids. The transcript has 3 exons.
CGCUGCAGCCCGAGUCCGUCUCGCCGCUUCGUCAACAUGAGCCAGACCUGUCAGACGCCCCAGGGACGGCUCUCCGACCUGGAAACCUCCAUCGAUACCAUCAUCGAUGUCUUCCACCAGUAUUCGAGGCGGGAGGGGGACAAAGAUACCCUGACCAAAGGGGAGCUGAAGCUCCUCAUCGAGAAGCAGCUCGUGAACUACCUGAAGCAUGUGAAGAACCAGGUCUCCGUCGACCAGAUCUUCAAGGACCUGGACAUCAACAAGGACCAUCAGCUCAGCUUUGGUGAGGUGAUGCUCCUCAUCAUCAAGGUGACCAUCGCCACCCAUGAGCACCUCCACUUCUGUGAGGACCAGCAGCAGCAGCACCACCACCACCACCACCAGCACAACCAUUGAGAUGGGUCGCGCUUGCCGGCACCCGCCGAGCCGCAAACCUGGGCUGCUCCCACCACCCCGCUCCGCCUCCCCACUCCCUCCUUCCCUCCUCUCGGUCUGAUGGUUUUGCCGCUGAUGAAUAAAGAUUUGCUCUGAGGCUGUCAAAGCUA